Molecule: messenger RNA, 2784 nt
Organism: Thyridium curvatum
Lineage: Eukaryota; Fungi; Ascomycota; Sordariomycetes; Thyridiales; Thyridiaceae
Exons: 1
Coding region: 1-2784 (927 amino acids)
Biological process (GO): mitochondrial tRNA 3'-end processing
Cellular component (GO): mitochondrion
Molecular function (GO): 3'-tRNA processing endoribonuclease activity
Source: RefSeq, a predicted model, not a curated record
AUGCCGACGCCGCCUCGAGCAAAAGCCCCUCCUCACGUCCAAGCUCAAGCUCAAGCUCAAGCUGCUGCUCGAUCCCAACGCCGCCUCGAGUCGACCUUUGACGUCCAAGCCACCACCAUUCCUCCGGGCCUCUUUGGGCGCCACACCACCCACAUCAACGCCAAGUCGUACGUUGCGGCCAGCAGCGACAUCAGGUACUUCCUCGUCGACAAAUCGCGAGCUGCGCAGGCCGCCAAGGACAAGGCCACCGCCUUGGGCAAGUCCAUGGUCAGCUGGUCCACCAUCCUGGCCACGCCGACGGCCGACACGCCCGGCGCGUGCCUCUAUCUCCAUCAUGACAACCGCCGCUACCUGUUCGGCAACAUCUCGGAGGGCACCCAGCGUCUCAUGGUGCAGCGCAAGGUGUCCCUGACCAAGACGGAAGAAAUCUUCGUCACCGGCCCUGUCACCUGGCACAACGUCGGCGGCCUGCUAGGCAUGGUUCUUUCCAUUGCCGAAGGCAUAUCCAGCACGCUGAAAGGCCAACUUCAACCGACUUCCAAGCCAGGCAAAUCCCAGACCAAGAACAGCACUCCCUCCAAGCCCCCCAGUGUCGGCGUCCAUGGCGCCGAAAACCUUGCCCACAUGAUUGCGACCGCCCGACGCUUCGUCUUUCGAAAGGGCAUCCCGAUUCGACCACGCGAGGCUCGCGCAGACCCCCGAGCGAUAAAUCCCGAGAACCACGCCCCGGACUGGCAGGACGAGAACAUCAAGGUCUGGUACGUGCCUCUCUAUGCCGAAGGCGAACAGCGGUCCACGCGCAAGAGGGACCGUGACACCACUACCGAGGCGAGCGACGGCGACGGCGAGCGAACACUGGCGGGCAAGGAACUGGUGGAUUCCGUGGUGAACCACAUGUUUGACUCGGACUGGCAGUUUGACGCUCUGUUCGAGACAACACUCCACCAAGCCCAGCUCCCAGCGACACUCUUUGUCAAGGAUGCGCAGGGUCAUCUGAAACAAUACGACGGCCCGCUUCCGGGCAGCGGCGCUCAUGUCAAAGAUAUCCCCGUGCUUGUCCGCAAGCCAUGGCCAGGUGCGACUGUUGCGAACCUGCCAAGGACAACCCCUGUGCGGCAGUCCAUGUGCUACAUCGUCAAGAACCAUCCCAGGCGAGGGAAGUUCAAUCCUCAAGCUGCUCAGAAGUACGGCGUCGCCAAACAAGACUACAAGGUGUUGACAAGCGGUGGAUCUGUCCAGGGCGCGGACGGCACCCUUGUCACUCCAGACAUGGUUGUCGCAGCCACAGUCGAAGGCAAUGGCUUUGCCAUGGUCGACAUACCCGACCCGACUUAUAUCAGCUCGCUCUUGGCAAGACCGGAGUGGACAACCCAGGAAAUCUUCAAGAAUAUCUUGACCAUAAAUUGGCUGCUUGGUCCUGGUGUCCUCGACGAUCCGAGAUUACAAGACUUCAUGGCCAAGCAUACCUCUGUGAGACACACCGUCUUCUCUUCCGACACCUGCCCCAACCACCUUGCUCUGGAGUCGCCAGCCGUCAUCCAGAUCAAGCUUCACAGGCUAGAUCCCGAUAGAUUUCCCAUACCUCGAUACAGCAAUGUCUCUCCUUACCAAGAAGAGUCGCGGACGCUGCCAAUAGAGAUCGCUCGGCCUGGUGCUACUGUCAGCUUGGCUCCGCAGGCGGUGUUCAAGGACGACAACAUCGUGCCCUUCCUGGACACUACUGAAGCACUCAACACGCUUGACGACGAGAUCAUCAAGCUCGCCGACGCUGCCCGUGCCAAGAUCGCGGACAAGGACUUCCUGUCUCGCAUCGAACAGGCCGAAAAGGACAUUCCUAGCCGGGAUGCCGAGGUCAUACCUCUAGGAACGGGAUCAGCGGUGCCUUCCAAAUAUCGCAAUGUAUCCUCGACACUCGUCCGCGUACCGGGGCACGGGUCUUAUAUUUUCGACGCUGGCGAGAAUACGCUCGGGUCCCUGAAACGUCUUUACGGGCCUGAAGGUGCGCAAGAAGUCCUGCGAGACCUCAAGCUCGUCUGGAUCAGCCAUCUCCAUGCGGAUCACCACCUGGGCACAGCGAGUGUCAUCCGCGGGUGGCGCGACGCGACUGCCGCGUCGGAGGCACACAAGGACGCCCGGCUGUCCGUUGCUUCGCAUUGGCAGAUGCUCAGCUGGCUGCGCGAGUACGCCGACGUCGAAGACUACGGCUUCGACCGCCUGCGGCUACUGGAGGUGAAGAAGGAGGCGAGCUCCAAGACCGCCCACCCCCUGGUCUUCAGCACGGCCGCCGGCCACCAGGACGUCUCGGACACGGGCGGCCUGGCGCGCAUCGACGCCGCGCACGUGGACCACUGCUUCGGCGCCUACGCCGUCGCGCUCACCUGGCCGUCGGGCCUCAAGGUGGCCUACUCGGGCGACUGCCGGCCGUCGGACGACUUCGUGCGCAUCGGGCGGGGCGCCACGCUGCUGAUCCACGAGAGCACCUUUGACGACGGGCUCGAGGGUGAGGCCAAGGCCAAGAAGCACAGCACCAUGGGCGAGGCGCUCGACGUCGCGCGCCGCAUGGGCGCGCGCCGGGUCCUGCUCACGCACUUCUCGCAGCGCUACCCCAAGAUCCCCAUCUUUGACGCCGAGCCGCCCGAGAGGGACGGCGGCGGGGACGACAUGGCGGUGCUCAUCGCGUUUGACCUCAUGAGGGUGAAGCUGGGCGAGUUUAGGCAGGCGGCUGCUUUCCUGCCUGCGCUGCAGGGUCUGUUGAACGAGGAAGAGAAGAAGAAGGACGACUGA